ACGCAGCACCGCUGGUGAAGAUGGCCGACUGUCUACGUGUUACUCCGCUGCUGCUCCUCACCUGCAUGCUGUCGUCCGCUCAGCUCCUCCGGGGAGACAACACCGUAGUGGAGAACCCUCCUAACGCCGGCGCGGAGAAGCUGCCGGAGCCGGCCGGAGCAGCGGUGGCCGCGGCCGGGGCGGGCAGCCCGGCGGAGCGGAGCCCGGCGGAGCGGAGCCCCGGCGCCGGUGCUGUCGCGGCCUCGCCGCCGCGCCGCCGGGCUGCCGGCUGGAGGCUGGCCGAGGAGGCGGCGUGCAGGGACGACUUGAGCCGCCUCUGCCCCCGGCACUCCUGGGGCAACAACCUGGCGCUGCUGGAGUGUCUGCAGGACAAGAAGGAGGAAACUGAAAUUGCCGCUGAAUGCAAUCAUUUACUAUGGAACUACAAGUUGAACUUGACCACGGACCCCAAGGUUGAAUCCGUAGCAGUGGAGGUCUGCAAGACAACAAUCUCUGAGAUUAAAGAAUGUGCAGCAGAGGAACUGGGAAAAGGCUUCCUGGUGUCGUGUUUGGUGGAUCACCGUGGCAACGUCACGGACUACCAGUGCAACCAGUACAUCACCAAGAUGACCAGCAUCAUCUUCAGUGACUAUCGACUUAUCUGUGGUUUCAUGGACAAGUGUCGAGAGGAUAUCAACGCAUUGCACUGUGGCAGCAUCAGCACCGGAGAGAAAGACGUCCACUCACAAGGAGAAGUUAUUGCCUGUUUGGAAAAAGGAUUGGUUCAGGAAGCUGAGGAGCAGCCAGGCGCGCGCCACAUCAGCGGGGAGUGUAAAAAGGCCAUCAUGAGAGUUGCAGAGCUGUCCUCCGAUGACUUCCACCUCGAUCGCUAUCUGUAUUUCGCGUGCAGAGAGGACCGAGAACGCUUCUGUGAAAAGACAUUGGCUGGGGAGGGACGAGUGUACAAGUGUCUCUUCAAUCACAAAUUUGAGGAGGCCAUGUCUGAGAGGUGCCGAGAGGCACUAACUACCAGACAAAAACUGAUUGCGCAGGACUACAAGGUGAGUUACUCUCUUGCCAAAGCCUGCAAGUCUGACCUGAGAAAGUACCAGUGUAGCGUGGAUAUGAACAUGCCACGAGCACGAGAAGCCCGUCUGUCCUACUUACUGCUGUGCCUGGAAUCUGCUGCACAUGGAGGGCAUUUGGUUAGUGGUGAGUGUCAAGGUGAGAUGAUGGAUUACCGGCGGAUGUUGAUGGAGGAUUUUUCCUUGAGUCCUGAGAUCGUGCUAAACUGUCGCCGUGAGAUUGAGGAUCACUGUUCUGGAUUGCACCGCAAAGGACGGACGCUCCACUGCUUAAUGAGAAUUGGCCAAGGAGGCAGGGAAGUCAUUGAGCCCAACUGUAUGAAGUCGCUCCAAGCUCUUAUCCAAGAAGCUGAUCCUGGAGCCGACUAUCGCAUCGACCGGGCCCUUAAUGAGGCGUGUGAAUCCGUUAUCCAGACAGCCUGUAAACACAUCCGUAGUGGAGAUCCCAUGAUCCUGUCAUGUCUGAUGGAACAUCUUUACACGGAGAAGAUGGUAGAAGACUGUGAACAAAGACUCCUGGAGCUGCAGUACUUCAUUGCCAGGGACUGGAAGUUGGACCCAGUCCUGUACAAAAAGUGUCAAGGUGACGCUGCCCGGCUCUGCCACACUCACGGCUGGAAUGAGACCAAUGAAAUGAUGCCACCCGGGGCCAUUUUCUCCUGCCUGUAUCGCCACGCCUACCGCACAGUGGAGCAGGGACGGAGGCUCUCCCGGGACUGUAAAGUGGAGGUGCAGAGAAUCCUCCACCAGAGGGCCCUGGAUGUGAAGCUGGACCCAGAGCUGCAGAGACGCUGCAUGAGUGACCUGGGGAAGUGGUGCAGUGAGAAACCCGAGGCCGGGCAGGAGCUCGAGUGUCUGCAAGAUCAUCUGGAGGAUCUGGCGUCCGACUGCAGGGAUGUAGUGGGGAACCUGACAGUGCUGGAGUCAGAGGAUAUUCAGAUUGAGGCGCUACUGAUGAGAGCUUGUGAACCUGUGAUCCAGGGUUACUGCCACGAGGUGGCCGAUAACCAGAUUGACACGGGUGAUUUGAUGGAGUGCUUGGUUCAGAACAAACACCAGAAGGAGAUGAAUGACAAGUGUGCUGUUGGAGUUACACACUUCCAGCUGAUUCAGGUCAAAGACUUCCGUUUCUCCUACAAGUUCAAGACGGCCUGCAAAGAGGACGUCUUAAAACUGUGUCCCAACAUCAAGAAGAAGGUGGACGUUGUGAUCUGCCUCAGCACCACAGUGAGGAAUGACACCCUGCAGGACGCCAAGGAACAGCGAGUGUCCGUCAAAUGUCGUAAACAGCUGCGAGUGGAGGAAGUGGAGAUGUCUGAGGACAUCCGUCUGGAGCCAGAGCUGUACGACUCCUGCAAGCAGGACAUCACCAGGUUGUGUCAGAAUGUGGCCUUUGGUAACGCACAGGUUAUUGAGUGUCUGAAGGAGAACAAACGCCAUCUGACUCAGCGUUGCCACCAAAGGAUCUUCAAGCUGCAGGAGGUAGAAAUGGUUGAUCCUGAACUUGACUAUCAGCUGAUGAAAGUCUGCAAGCACAUGAUCAGGCGAUUCUGUACCGAGGCAGAGGGGAAAAAUGUUCUUCAGUGUCUAAAACAGAACAAAAACAGUGAGAUGAUGGAUCCUAAAUGCAAACAGAUGAUCACCAAGAGACAGAUCACCCAAAACACAGACUACAGGUUGAACCCAGUGCUGAGGAAGGCCUGUAAAGCUGACAUCCCAAAGUUCUGUCAAAAUGUCCUUCACAAAGCAACAGCUGACACUGAGCUUGAGGGUCAGGUCAUCUCCUGCCUCAAACUCAAAUAUGCUGACCAGCGUUUGUCUCCUGAUUGUGAGGAUCAGAUCAGGGUCAUCCUGCAAGAGGCGGCACUAGACUAUAGACUGGACCCCCAACUGCAGAUUCACUGUACACAAGAGAUCUCCAGUCUUUGUCCAGAGGAGGCAGCAGCUCAGGAACAAACGGGACAGGUGGAAGAGUGCCUGAAAGUCAACUUGCUAAAGAUCAAACAAGAGGAAUGCAAGAAGGAAGUAUUAAACAUGUUGAAGGAGAGUAAGGCCGACAUUUUUGUUGACCCUGUUCUUCACACAGCCUGUGCUUUGGACAUCAAACACCACUGUGCUGCCAUCCCACCUGGCAAAGGGCGGCAGAUGUCCUGCCUGAUGGAGGCGCUGCAAGACAAACGUGUUCGUUUGCAGCCGGAGUGCAAGAAAAGACUCAAUGAUCGCAUUGAAAUGUGGAGCUACGCUGCUAAGGUGGCUCCGGCUGAGGGCUUUUCGGACCUGGCCAUGCAGGUGAUGACGUCCCCGUCCAAGCACUACAUCCUGUCUGUGAUCGGUGCUGGCGUUGCACUGCUCUUCCUGGUGGGGAUGCUCUGUGGGAGAUUCACCAAGAGAGUUACUCAGGAACUAAAGGACAGGUAGACCUCGCCCCCUCUGAGGGCAGGACACCCCGCAGCAGAAAGGCCGACUACUGAAAAGGAGAGUACAUCACGUUUGCCCUUAAUCUUCUCUACAAUUCUCCAUCUGACCUUUUGGAUUAUCUUCACCAAAUCCAACUCAACUCAAUUUACCUGCAUUCGUCUUCAAUAAAACAUCUCAUUUUAUGUUUCCGAAGGAGGCCUUUAAACGGGAAUGAAAUGACCUAGAACCCACAUGUGUAAGACGGUCCUGCCCUGUAUUUUAAUGACUAAAGCUGUUGUGUUGGUGUGGGUGGGUGUGAAGAUUCUGUUAUCCAAUAUGUGUCUUUACUUCAACAUUCUUUUUGGGUUCCCCAGUAUUUGCUGGAUUUGGACUUUGCAGUAUAAGAGCUUUGCUCCUUUUGUAUAUAUAAAAUUUUCAUUGCCAUGGGACUGCCAGGCAGGUAAUGGGAACAAGCCACACACGAGAGAAGGCAGCGCUGCAAGAAUUGAAUGGAAGAAAAAUGUAUUUUUCCUACAACAUUUUUUUUUCUUUUUUUGCUUUCUUUAUUUUAAUUUUAAGAACCCCCUAGUAGGCAACUUCUGCUGUCCUCUAAUGCAGCCCACCCCUCGAAACAGCCAGUGCCAUAAAGUACCAUCUCUCUCUCCUGCUCUUGGUACCACUUUCAUUGUUCCCACUGCAGGUGGAGGUUUUUUUUUUUUUUUUAAUAAGCUUGCUUGGAAUCAUAACUUAUUUUCAGGAGAACUUUGAUCCCAGUUUAAGCAGACAGGAUGAGCAGAGUGCGCUUUUUUUCCCACAAAGGAUCUGGCAGCGUGCCUGUCUUGCACAGGGCUGGUUGGCUCAAGCGGAAAGUACUGCAGGGAAGAGGAAGAAGAAGAAAAAAAAAAGAAAACAGCUUGCAGUAGGUAAAACACAUCAUGAAGAUGUGAAUAUUUGUGUAAACUUGUUACUGGACUCAUUGAUCAACUUGUGUUUUAUAUAUAUAUAUACACAUACUGUGUGUGUAUAUAUAUAUAUAUAUAUAUAUAUAUAUAUAUAUAUAUAUAUUUGCUUUGCUUUGAAUGUUCUCCCUGGUUGCCUUUUCUCCAGCAAGAGACCUGCUUAAUCUGUUUAAGUGGAGGGAAAGGGUGAUGAAAAGGUUCUUUCAGGCUUUAUAGCAUUGAAUGAUUCCAUGCCGUCUGGGUUUGUUUACAACUAUCAGUCACAUGACUCUGGCCGGGGAGGAGUGUUGUGAUGCUCUAUCGCUCCAGUGACCGUUACUUCGUCCCACUCAUUUGAAGCAGUGCUGUUACAGCUGCCAUGUCCUACUAUUGCUACAGUAUAUCAUCCUCCCAAACCCAACAAGGACUUCCUGGAUCACUGCUUUAUUCCUGACACAACUGACCACUCUGUUACCCGACAAAAUACUUUUGGGAGAUUUUAAAAUGAACAUGGACAGUGUAUCAUUAUAAGGUUUUACACCUUGCCUGGACAGUUUGGGAUUAUAGCAAUAUGUCAGUUUUCCAAUGCAUUCUAGAGGUCAUGCACUUGAUUUGAUUUGUUGUUCUGGUAUCACUCCUCAAAUUUGUAAGAUUUUGGUCCUUUCUCUGAUCAUAUGUUGAUAUCAUUCAUGUUCAACCUUGGUAUCUCCAAGAUCAACCCACCAUGUACUAUGUUUUACCGCAACUUAGGAGACCUUAGUAUCGACACUUUCAUCACUGGCACUGACUCUGCCUAGUGCAGACUGUUUCUACUCCAGGUGAACUGAUAUCCGUCUACAAUGACAGUCUGCACAAUCUCCUCACUAACCGUGGCUUAGUUACUAGAUCUGUUACAUUCAUCCGCUCUUCCACUUGGUACACUCCCGUUCUUAGACUGCUGUAAGCUAAAGGUUGUCAACUUUCUACAGAAAGACAGGUCAAGCAAAUGUAUUCUAGUCAUAUUUCUUGUUACAAGGACUGUAUCAUUCAAGUGAAAUCCACCAUUACUCUGCUUUAAUUAGCUCAAAUGUUGGUGAUUCCAGGACUCUGUUUUCACCUCUCAAGUUCCCGACUCCCUAGCUCCACAUAACUUUUCUACGUAUUUCUGCAAUACAUUAACGUCCAUCAGCAACUUAAUAAUAACUUAAUAAUCAAAUUUCACCAUCAUCUGAAUUCCCAAUGCUCCCUUUUCAGUCGUUCUCAGAAUUCACUCUACCUUCUGUUACUGAAGUUUCUGAAUUAAUCAUGAAAUUUAAAUCGUCAACCUGUCAACUAAAUCCUCUCCCGACUACUGUUGUCAAGGCCACUGUCUCCUCUUUUUCCCCUCUGAUCAAACACAUAAUCCACUCAUCUCUCAACACUGGAAUUGUUCCUUAUUCCCUCAAAACUGCUGUUGUGACUCCAAUUCUUAAGAAGACUGGUGCAUACCCCCCCAUAACCUCAAUAAUCUUCGUCCCAUCUCUAAUCUUCCUUUCAUUUCCAAAAUCCUUGAAAAAUUCUCAGCUCCAUGAUCACCUCCCACAAAAUAAUCUCUUUGAACAGUUCUAGUCCCCCUCAACUCCACUGAAACGGCCUUACUUAAAAUGACUAAUGAUAUCCUCUUAGCAGCUGACUGGUCUGUCCAUUCUCUUCUACUUGAUACGUUUGCAGCUUUUGAUACCGUCUCACAAUCCAUCCUUUUUCACAGACUUCUCUCUAUUGGUAUCACACACAUACCCCUUGCCCAGUGUAAAUAUGAUCUUUUUGGCUGCGAUAAGUUUCUCUCAAUUGAAAUCAAAUUUGAAAUUCAAAUCACACCCACUCCCAGUCACCUCAGGUGUGCCCCAGGGUUCUGUCCUAGGGCCCCUGCUCUUCAUUAUAUACACACUCCUCCACACUUUCAAUGCUAUGCGGAUGAUACCCAGCUUAACAUUUCUUCAAAACCCAACUCCACUAUUCUUCCUUCAUCCCUUACUGAUUGCCUUCUUUAAAUAGAAUAUUGGUUCACCUGCAACUUCCUGAAGUUAAAUCAUGACAAGUCAGAAAUGUUACUUAUCUGCACCAAAUAAGCUCUAGCCAAAUCCAACAGUUUUACACUUUCUAUUGACGACUCGUCAAUUUCUCCUCUGGGUGUCAUCCUCGACAGCACACUCUUUCCUGUCACAUAUUAACAACAUAACCUGGUCAUCUUGCUUUGAUCUUUACCACGUCGAUCGCCUGCGUCCAUCUCUCACCACUACCGUACUGGUCCACAGUCUCGUCACUUCAUGACUUGACUACUGCAACUCCGUCCUGUAACGUUCACAAAAAGCUCAACAAAUUGCAAUUCCAGAACUGGAGUAAACUGUUACAUGACUCCGUUUCUGAAUCACUUACAGUAUUCAAUAUAAAAUAUGAACUGUUACUUUUAAGGCCAUUCAGGUCACUCCCACCAGGUCUCCACAACAUCAACCUGAACAGACGUCUGUACAGUUUGUUAAUCUGUCCAAGCAUUAUUGUACAGUCAUUUGUUCAUUUUUUUUAUUAUUUCAUGGGGAGUUUUGUACCUGGUUUUAUCUGUACGGUGACCUUUAGUGUCAGAAAGGCGCCUAUAAAUAAAAUUAUUAUUAUUUAUUAAUAAGAUUAAGAUUAUCCUCUUGCUCCAGCAAGCGGCUGGUUUGUCACUUACAUAAAGAGUGUUGGUUUCUGUUUGACGUCAGAAAUAAAGUUACAGGGAUUUUCUAGAGCUCAUCCCAGCUCUUUUCAGUCAAAAGGCACCAGUCCAUCACAGUGGUUUCUAUGGGCAAAUUCAAGUCACCAAUUACUUUCGUAUCUGCUUUUCUGACUCUGGGAGGGAGAUAGUGCCUGUUUAAGUCCACACAAGCAUGGAGAACAUUUAAACUCCAUACAGAAGAGUCUGUGCCGGGAUUUGAACCGAGCUGAGAGGCAACAGUGACAACCACCAUGCUACCUGGAUCAUUUUUAUUAUUAUUUUUUUAUUAAUGAUAUUUGAUUAAAUAUAAAUAAGUUUUGAGGGCUUUUGAUUUUAUAGACCUGAGAUAUAAAGACAGUUCACUGAGAAUAAUUGCAAGAUGCAUUUCUGAACAGAAGGACUUGUUUCCUGUUCAUUGAUCUGUUUAUAUGACACUCAGUAUGCAAGUUGAUACUUGCAGUGUAACGUGGUAAGAGUUUUGAUCAAAUUGUGAAUUGCAAAAAUAAUUAAGCUUUUUGGUCUUGGUUUAAGAAAGGAGGGAGAAAAGGUUUCUGCUUGAAAAAGACUUCUGUGCGCCUAAGCAGACCAGUGAAUAGCUUGAUUCAGUCGUGUACAUUUGUACUAUAUGAGUGAUGACAUACUGUAAACUACAUGCCAUGCAGUUAACCUGUACUUUUAUUUUUUUUCAUUUGUAAUUGUUGAAGUCUGGUAUGGUAUAACUGCCAUCCCUGCUUGUAAAAAAAAAAUGCUUUCCUCACUGAAAUGCCUUUGUAGUAUUUAUUUAUUUUUUUCAUUUUUUUUUUAUCUAGUGGGUUUCUGUUUGUUUUGCUUCAUUAUUUCUCUUUAAGUGUGCAGCAGCAGAGCAGAAAAAUAUGGGUGCGAGUGCAUUUCUGUUGGUGAGCUGCCAACACAAUGUUGUUUUUGAAGUCCAAAGUGAUUACCCCCACAUAUAUGUGUUAUCUUUUUUUUUUGUUAAUUAUCAGAUGAGAGCUUAAGUAAACAAAAUUUGAUGCCUAAAUCCAUGGACCCCAUUAUUGUCUGACUAAUUGUUUCACUUUUUGUAUAUAUGGAAUUUUGACAGUUUUAAUAAUAAAGUCUGCAAGUUUCUAGUUCA
Molecule: messenger RNA, 8223 nt
Organism: Cololabis saira (Pacific saury)
Lineage: Eukaryota; Metazoa; Chordata; Actinopteri; Beloniformes; Belonidae
Product: Golgi apparatus protein 1-like
Exons: 25
Coding region: 21-3482 (1153 amino acids)
Cellular component (GO): Golgi membrane
Molecular function (GO): fibroblast growth factor binding
Source: RefSeq, a predicted model, not a curated record